AACUAUUGAAGUCACGCUCGCCGGCAGAAAUUCCUAUGACGGGGUUCUAAUCGUUACGCACUCGGCCACAAUGAUUACCAAGCCAAGAUCUUCACCGCGAAACUCUCCUCUUGCUUUUCUAAUUCUCCUCCUUACAUUAUCCAUUUUCUUUUGUUCAUCUCAAGUACUCGCCAAGUCUCGUCGUGCAAUCACUGACGCUGAAACUAGGCAGAAGAAGCUUCAGUGCUACGCUGAUAUUGACAGUGGUCUGUGGGGUUGGCAAUGCAAAUCUUCGAUGACAUCAAGGGAGAAUUGUGCUUUACGAUGCCUUUCUCCGGCUUGCUAUGAGCUGAUCUAUGAGAGUGAUCCGCUUGAAGAAGGAGAGAAGGAUUUAACUCGGAGCCAAGAGUUCAAAUACUGCAUGCACAAAAUGUCCUUGGGUGAGAGCCUUGAGGGUGUCAGGGGUGCUUUUGGUCAGUGAUUUGGGCAAAAAUUAUGUAUUAAGGAAGAAGAGACGCGCAUGCAUGCAGAAAGUGCUUUUUUCGUUUCUCUACUCUACAUCAGGUUAUAGUCUUGUCCUGUAAAUUUGUUACAUUUUACUUGGCACUUUAUCUUUCAUAUGUCAUAAAAAUCUUCUUCCCCUAAUUUCAUUAGUUGGAUUAGAUAAAUAUAUUUAGUUGGAUCUGACUUGGAUUAUCUUUAGUCAUCUCUUGCCAAACUAGAGCUAUUGUUGUAUGUCAUUGAUGCAUUCUUUACAUACACUUUCUUCAAUGUCAUUAUAACCAAAUUGGAGCUGAAAAGCAGGAGAGGGGUGCAGGACUAUAUUAUACUGCAUCAUUUGUGAA
This is a messenger RNA of Neltuma alba, 824 nucleotides long. RefSeq lists its product as uncharacterized. Lineage: Eukaryota; Viridiplantae; Streptophyta; Magnoliopsida; Fabales; Fabaceae. The transcript has 5 exons. The coding region runs from base 71 to 460 and encodes 129 amino acids. The record is from RefSeq and is a predicted model, not a curated record.